AGGCAUAUACUUUUACGCAGUUUCCCUUUGUUCUUCUUCACUUAAUAAAUUAAAAAACAAUAAAAAAAUCUUCUGCAUUUCAUUUUUUUCCUUCGCGCGUUAAUCCGUUUUUUUUUUCUCAUAAAAAAAUUCCACAAUUCAAUUCUAAAUUUCAAAUGCAAUCGAUACAGAGCAGAGUGGAGACAUGGAUCAAGGACCAGACAUCGAAGAUCUUGAAGGUCUCGUGGGGUCCAUUACAAUGGCGGAUGAAAUGGCCGCCGUGGAUUAACGCCGAUAGAGAACAACAUCGGAAGCUGAUUCAACAGGAGUAUGAGCGGCGACGAUUACAGCUUCACGAUCUUUGUGACGCCGUUAAAGCUGACUCCAUUUCUGAUUUGCAGGAUAUUCUUUGCUGUAUGGUGCUCGCUGAGUGCGUCUACAAGAGACCGGCUAUUGAGAUAAUUCGAUCUGUGAACAAAUUUAAAGCUGAUUUCGGAGGACAAGUUGUUUCGCUUGAGCGCGUGCAACCUUCUUCGGAUCAUGUUCCUCACAGGUAUCUAUUGGCAGAAGCAGGCGAUACAUUAUUUGCUUCCUUUAUUGGGACAAAGCAGUACAAGGAUGUUAUGACCGAUGCAAACAUACUGCAAGGUGCUAUAUUCCAUGAUGAUUACAUGGAGGACGCUACCCAGAUUGAAACUAUUGAAUCUGGGCAAGGCGAAAGUCAAAACAAUGCAGGAUAUCAAUGGAAUCCUCUUGCACCAAAGCCCAACAAACUAAAAGAUCAGCCCAAGCCUGCUGCUCAUCGAGGGUUUUUGGCCCGCGCUAAGGGUAUACCUGCUUUAGAGUUAUACAGACUUGCUCAGAAGAAGAAUCGGAAACUAGUGUUAUGCGGACAUUCACUUGGUGGUGCAGUUGCAGCGUUAGCUACUCUUGCCAUUCUGAGGGUUAUUGCAGCAUCCUCCCCAUCAAAAGGAAGCGAAAAGAUUCAGGUCAAAUGUAUCACUUUUUCCCAGCCGCCAGUUGGGAAUGCUGCUCUAAGAGACUAUGUCCAUGAAAAAGGCUGGCAACACUAUUUUAAAAGCUAUUGUAUUCCUGAAGAUUUGGUGCCCCGCAUCCUAUCUCCAGCCUAUUUUCAUCAUUAUAAUGCUCAACCUUUGCCAACGCGUUCUGAGGUUGAAACUACCGGUCAAUCAAUGACAAAAGCUGAGCAAGGAAUAGAAAAAUCAAGGCCACAGAAGCUGAAGGAGAGUCAGGUGGAGCAGUUGGUUCUUGGUUUAGGCCCUGUGCAGACAUCUUUUUGGAGACUUUCAAGGCUUGUUCCUUUAGAGGGUAUAAAGAGGCAAAUUAAUAAAUACAAGAGAAAUCAAGUUGAUCCAAUUGAGUCAGCAACGACAAAUAAUUCUGCUGUAACAUCUUCAGUUGAGCAUGUAGUAGCUGAACCGCAGUCUCUUGAAAUCCAAGAGGGUUCUGAUGGCAUAUCUCUUAAACCAAUAUCUAAUAUUAUUGAUGGUGAAGCAAUUACUGAAAAAUAUACCGAAAAGGGCAAUGAUAAAGAUAGAAGAAACUGGCACAGAGUGCCAUAUUUACCUUCAUAUGUCCCAUUUGGAGAGCUAUAUCUGUUGGAGAACUCUUCAGUGGAAUUAUUAUCAGGGGCAGAGUACUCAAAAUUAACAUCGGUCAAAUCUGUGAUUGCUGAACUAAGGGAAAGAUUUCAAUCACAUUCCAUGAGAUCCUAUCGGUCUCGAUUUCAGAGGAUCUAUGACAGGUGCAUGGGUGAUGGUGUUUCACCUUUCACAGGAAUGGAACAACUGCCUCAGUUUCUGCAUUUGCAACAGUGGCUUGGCCUUGCGGUUGCAGGUGCUGUAGAGCUUGGGCAGAUUGUAGAAUUGCCUGUAAUUCGCACAGCCACUUCAAUUGUUCCACUUGGAUGGAGUGGUGUUCUCGGUGAUAAGAAUGGAGAACCCUUAAAGGUUGAUAUUACCGGUUUUGGCUUACACCUUAGUAACCUGGUUCAUGCUAGGGUAAAUGGUAACUGGUGUUCAACUAGAGUGGAGUCAUUUCCUUCAGUGCCCAGCCACUCUUCACCUCAUGAGGUACAGCCAGAACUACAAAAGAUUAGGGUCUUAGUUGGAGCUCCUCUGAGACGACCACCAAAGCAUCCAGUAGUGGCAGAUUGCAUGAUACCUGUUUAUUCUUCUAUUGAUGUCGAUGCUGAUAAUCUCAGUAGAGAUCAUAGUUUAGGACAUGAGAAGAAAUCUCUCCGCCCUGAAGAUUUGGAUGAUUUUUGCAUUUUUUGUACAAGUGAUUUUGCUACUGUCUCUAAGGACGUCCAUGUCAGAACUCGUAGGGUGCGAUUACUUGGCCUUGAGGGUGCCGGUAAAACAUCUCUUUUUAAGGCAAUUACGGGACAAGGCAGGCUCUCCACUCUUGCCAGUUUUGAGAACACACAUAUGGAAGUUAAUAUUCAAGAAGGCAUUGCUGGUGGUAUCUGCUAUAUGGAUUCAGCCGGGGUAAAUUUGCAGGAGCUUAAUAUUGAGGCUUCUCGUUUCAGAGAUGAACUGUGGAUGGGCAUUCGCGAUCUCUGUCAGAAAACAGAUUUAAUAAUUCUUGUGCAUAACAUGUCGCAUAAGAUUCCUCGAAGCAGCAGCCAAAAUGCAUUACAGCAACAACCAGUCCUUUCACUUCUUUUGGAUGAGGCUAAAGCUCUUGGAAUUCCUUGGAUUCUUGCGGUAACAAAUAAAUUUUCUGUUAGUGCACACCAACAGAAAGCAGCAAUUGAUGCUGCUUUACAGGCGUAUCAAGCAUCUCUAGGCUCCACAGCAGUGGUGAAUUCCUGUCCUUAUGUUAUCCACAGUGCCGCUGCUGCUGCAAGUGCCUCCUUGUCGUUGGCUGCAAGUGAGAGGGAUUCUGGUGGGCGGAUUGGUGUCCAAAAGCUUAAUUUUUCACCAAUUAAUUUUAUUCGGAUGCCCUUUCAAAGAAAAGACACCAUUUUUCCCGUUGAGGGUGUGAACUCACUUUGCCAGCUUGUCCACCGUGUGCUACGGAGUCAAGAAGAGGCAUCUUUACAGGAACUGGCGAGGGAUAGACUGGUGGCAGAACUGGCUCGGGAGAGUGCAAUGGCAAUAGAUGCAAGUCGAGACUCUCAAGCCAAGGAGUCUUCCUUGACGGCCGCCGCAGUCGGUGCUUCCCUUGGGGCUGGUGUUGGCCUUGUCUUGGCUGUUGUCAUGGGUGCCGCAUCUGCUUUGCGAAAGCCAUGAGUAUGAAUUGAUUUAUUCCAUCACAUCCAACAAUUUCUGGCCGUUGGAUACGGUAGCUAGUGUAAAUUGUAUAUUAUCGCACUUUAGUGACAUUGGUAGCAGUUUACGGACAAUCAUUUAUUCCAUUCUAUUAUGAUUGAUGUAAAUUCAUUAGAAUCUUUGCUGUUCUUUAGGUUGCUGUUUAGUUGAGUUUUCUGUAAUGUAACUAAGAAGGGCUAUUUCCCAAUUUAGGAGCAAAUAGUUUCAAAAUUCUCCAAUUGGGUGAUUUUGAAACAUUUUUA
Messenger RNA from Mercurialis annua (annual mercury), 3517 nucleotides. RefSeq lists its product as uncharacterized. The record is from RefSeq and is a predicted model, not a curated record. Gene Ontology annotation, biological process: lipid metabolic process. Bases 156 to 3236 code for a protein of 1026 amino acids. The transcript is spliced from 14 exons. NCBI's taxonomy places the organism in Eukaryota, Viridiplantae, Streptophyta, Magnoliopsida, Malpighiales, Euphorbiaceae.